AUGGGCCCCUCUCAGCCCCUGGUCCUGGUGUUCCUGGUGCUGGGCUGCUGCUCAGCUGCCCCACGCCAGCACCAGCCAACCUUUGUGGUCUUCCCCAGGGACCUGAGGACGACCAACCUCACUGACAUCCAGCUGGCACAGGAAUACCUGUACCGCUACGGCUACACGCGGGUGGCUGAGAUGCAGGGGGAGAAGCUGUCCCUGCGCCCCGCGCUGCUGCUGCUCCAGAAGCAGCUGUCCCUGCCCCAGACGGGGGAGUUGGACAGCAAAACCCUGGAGGCCAUUCGGGCCCCGCGCUGCGGCGUCCCAGACCUGGGCAGAUUCCAGACCUUCGAGGGCGACCUCAAGUGGCACCACCGCAACAUCACGUACUGGAUCCAGAGCUACUCGGAAGACUUGCCGCGCGAGGUGAUCGAGGACGCCUUCGCCCGGGCCUUCGCGGUGUGGAGCGCGGUGACCCCGCUCAGCUUCACCCGCGUGUACGGCCGCGAGGCCGACAUCGUCAUCCAGUUCGGCGUGGCGGUGGUUCCCACCUAUUUCGGAAACGCCAAUGGCGCGCCGUGCCACUUCCCCUUCACCUUCGAGGGCCGCACGUACCGGGCCUGCACCACGGACGGACGCACGGACGACGCCCCGUGGUGCAGCACCACGGCCAACUACGACACCGACCGCCAGUUCGGCUUCUGCCCCAGCGAGAGGCUCUACACGCAGCAUGGCAACGCGGAUGGCAAGCCCUGCGUGUUUCCAUUCAUCUUCGAGGGCCGCUCCUACUCCGCCUGCACCACCGCGGGCCGCUCCGACGGCUACCGCUGGUGCGCCACCACGGCCAACUACGACCAGGACAAGCUGUAUGGCUUCUGUCCCACCCGAGCUGACUCCACUGUGAUCGGGGGCAACGCGGCGGGAGAGCUGUGCACCUUCCCCUUCACCUUCCUGGGCAAGGACUACUCCACUUGUACCAGCGAGGGGCGCAGCGAUGGGCGCCUCUGGUGCGCCACCACCUCCAGCUUCGACAAUGACAAGAAGUGGGGCUUUUGCCCUGAUCAAGGGUACAGCCUGUUCCUAGUGGCAGCCCAUGAGUUUGGACAUGCGCUGGGCUUAGAUCACUCAUCUGUGCCAGAGGCUCUCAUGUACCCCAUGUACCGUUUCCUUGAGGGCUCCCCCCUGCAUGAGGACGAUGUAAAGGGCAUCCAGCAUCUCUACGGUCCUGGCCCUGCACCAGGUCCAAGGCCUCCAACCACCGCUGCACCUGAGCCACAGCCCACGGCACCCUUAACAGCCUGCCCCAGCCUGCCUCCCACUGCCUACCCCACAUCCGGCCCUACAGGGCCCCCCUCAGCUGGCCCUACAAGGCCCCCCACGGCCGGGCCUACUGGCCCCCCGACGGCUGGCCCUUCCCAGGCUCCUACAGCGCCUGUGGACCCGGCCGACGAUCCCUGCCAGGUGCACAUUUUUGAUGCCAUCGCGGAGAUCGGAUCCGUCCUGCAUUUCUUCAAGGAGGGGCGGUACUGGCGACUGACCUCGGCCGGAGGGCGCCGGCUGCAGGGUCCCUUCCGGAUCGCCGACACCUGGCCGGCGCUGCCCGCCAGGCUGGACUCCGCGUUUGAGGAUCCGCUGUCCAAGAAGAUUUUCUUUUUCUCGGGACGCCACGUGUGGGUGUACUCGGGCGCGUCGGUGCUGGGCCCGAGGCGCCUGGACAAGCUGGGCCUGGGCCCCGAGGUGGCCCGCGUGGCCGGGGUCCUCCCCCGCGGAGGGGGGAAGGCGCUGCUGUUCGCGGGCCAGCGCUUCUGGAGGCUGGACCUGAAGAUGCAGAAGGUGGAUCCCCAGAGCGCUACUGACUUGGACAGGAUGUUCCCCGGGGUGCCCUGGAACACGCACGACAUCUUCCAGUACCGAGAAAAAGCCUACUUCUGUCAAGACCGUUUCUUCUGGCGUGUGAGUUCCCGCGAAGAGGUGAACCAGGUGGAUCAAGUGGGCUACGUGACCUUUGACAUCCUGCAGUGCCCUGAGGAGUAGGGCUUCCUUCUUGCUUCAGCGGCACCGCAUGGGUCUCUACCAGGACCAUUCUCAUGGGGAGGAAUGAGCCAGUUUGCUGGAUACAAACUGGUGAUGUGUUCUGGAGGCCGGAAGGAGGAGAGGUGGGCUGGGCCUUCUCUUCACCCCUUCCUUUUUUGUUGGUCUGUUUCUAAUAAAUUUAGAUGGUGUAACCU
Molecule: messenger RNA, 2210 nt
Organism: Dipodomys ordii (Ord's kangaroo rat)
Lineage: Eukaryota; Metazoa; Chordata; Mammalia; Rodentia; Heteromyidae
Gene: Mmp9
Product: matrix metallopeptidase 9
Exons: 12
Coding region: 1-2016 (671 amino acids)
Biological process (GO): proteolysis; collagen catabolic process; extracellular matrix organization
Cellular component (GO): extracellular matrix
Molecular function (GO): metalloendopeptidase activity; zinc ion binding
Source: RefSeq, a predicted model, not a curated record